AUGCUCAAAAAGGAGGAAAAAAAUUACUACUUUAGCCAGAGUGUCAUAUUCCACAUGUUGAGAAAACACUACGGCAAUGCAAUCUAUGAAUACGUAACGAACGAAAAAAUUCCUCUAGAUGUGUACAUCAAUCUGCGUAAUAAUGAUCAGCAAAAAAAUGUCGCCAUCGAGUUUAAUGGUAGGACACACUACGUCUUAGUGCUCACCAAAGGGGGGUACUCAACAGACGCUGUGCACUACACAAUGAAACAAAACUGCAAUACCAAGUAUAAAAUGUGGAUCCUCUCGAACUUAAAUUUUUACACCAUUUCUGUUCCGUAUUACUACUGGAAUGGGUUGCACGAAUGUCAGAAGGAGCAACACUUGCUUCAUGCGAUGCAGAUCCUUUAA
Messenger RNA from Plasmodium cynomolgi strain B, 390 nucleotides. RefSeq lists its product as hypothetical. Lineage: Eukaryota; Apicomplexa; Aconoidasida; Haemosporida; Plasmodiidae. The transcript has a single exon. The coding region runs from base 1 to 390 and encodes 129 amino acids. The record is from RefSeq and is a predicted model, not a curated record.